Messenger RNA from Chenopodium quinoa (quinoa), 2370 nucleotides. RefSeq names its product probable metal-nicotianamine transporter YSL7. Gene Ontology annotation, molecular function: oligopeptide transmembrane transporter activity. NCBI's taxonomy places the organism in Eukaryota, Viridiplantae, Streptophyta, Magnoliopsida, Caryophyllales, Amaranthaceae. Gene Ontology annotation, cellular component: membrane. The transcript has 6 exons. The record is from RefSeq and is a predicted model, not a curated record. Bases 137 to 2179 code for a protein of 680 amino acids.
AUAGGACCUAAAUGAUUUCAUUUGAUUUGAUUCACUAUUAAUAGAUACUCUAUUACAACUUCAUACAUACAUACAUUGUCUCAUUUCCCAUUCUCAAAACAAAUAAACAACCUUAAUCCCUUAAACCCUUACAAUAAUGGAUCCUGAUAGAGAAAACAAAUCAGCUGUAACGACGUUCGAAAUCGACAAUUCGACAACAAACACAACCCUAAUAACCUCCGUAGAGAAGACUUUCGAAGGAACCGUGGUACCACCAUGGAAACAACAGCUAACGAUUCGAGCAUUCGUCGUAAGCUUCGUGUUGAGCAUUCUUUUUACAUUCAUUGUAAUGAAACUCAACCUUACAACCGGGAUUAUACCAUCGUUGAAUGUUUCGGCUGGAUUGUUGGGUUUCUUCUUUGUUAAGACGUGGACAAAGUUGCUUGAGAAAUCUGGUUAUCUUAAACAACCUUUUACUCGUCAAGAGAAUACUGUUAUUCAGACUUGUGUUGUUGCAUCCUCCGGUAUCGCCUUUUCUGGAGGUGCGGCAAGUUACGUUCUUGGGAUGAGUGAUAGAAUUGCAAAGUUGGGAGAUGGCUCUUUACAUGACACCAAGAAUCCUUCUCUUGGAUGGAUGAUUGGCUUCAUCUUUAUUGUUAGCUUUAUUGGACUUCUUUCUGUUGUUCCCCUUCGUAAGAUUAUGAUUAUCGACUACAAACUCAUUUACCCAAGUGGGACUGCUACUGCUCAUCUCAUCAAUAGCUUUCACACUCCAGAAGGUGCCAUUAUAGCCAAAAAAAAGGUGAAGAUUUUAGGCAAAUUCUUCUCUUUCAGCUUCUUGUGGGGUUUCUUCCAAUGGUUCUUUGCAGGAGGUGAUGAUUGCGGAUUUGUGAAUUUCCCAACUUUUGGCCUAUUAGCCUAUGAUCAAAAGUUUUACUUCGAUUUUUCUGCAACGUAUGUUGGUGUGGGUAUGAUAUGCCCUUACAUUGUUAACAUAUCUUUGCUACUCGGAGCAAUUAUAUCAUAUGGUAUCAUGUGGCCUCUUAUAGCGAAACAAAAAGGACAUUGGUUCGACGACACCCUUGCAGACAGCAGCCUUCAUGGCUUGCAGGGCUACAAGAUUUUUAUUGCAAUAGCCAUAAUUUUGGCUGAUGGACUAUACAAUUUUGUUAAAAUCUUCUAUAGAUCAAUGUCAGGCUUGUACAAGCAGUACAAGGCAAAGAACUCCGGCGCAAUCCUCCCCUCUAACGAACAUAAGACCCCUGAAGUCUCCCCUGAAUCAUUCGAUGACCAACGAAGAACUCAAUAUUUCCUCAAGGACAGCAUCCCAAAUUGGUUUGCAGCAGCUGGUUACGUCGCCAUUGCUAUAAUUGCCAUGAGUGCACUUCCAAAGAUCAUCCAUCCACUCAAGUGGUACCAUAUCUUAGUCAUGUACAUUGUUGCACCAAUUUUAGCUUUUUGUAAUGCAUAUGGUUGUGGCCUAACUGACUGGUCCUUGGCAUCUACUUACGGAAAGUUAGCAAUCUUCACGAUUGGUGGAUGGGCCGGUGCUUCUCAUGGUGGGAUUGUUGCAGGGCUCGCGGCCUGUGGUGUUAUGAUGAACAUCGUCUCAACAGCAUCAGACCUUACACAAGACUUUAAAACAGGUUACAUGACACUAGCCUCACCUCGAUCAAUGUUUGUGUGCCAAAUAGCAGGGACUGCAAUGGGCUGUAUCAUAUCACCGUGUGUCUUCUGGAUUUUCUACAUGGCUUACCCUGAUCUUGGAUUGCCAAAGACCACAUAUCCGGCACCAUUUGCAUCCUUAUAUCGAAACAUAGCUCUUCUUGGAGUUGAAGGAGUGAGUUCGUUGCCUAAACAUUGUCUCUUGCUAUGCAUAAUAUUUUUCGUUGUUGCAAUUGUUAUAAAUGGACUAAAAGACGUGGUAGGUGAGAAAUACUCGAAGUUUAUACCGAUUCCGAUGGCCAUGGCUAUACCAUUCUACAUUGGAGGCUACUUUGCUAUUGACAUGUGUGUUGGUAGCUUGAUACUCUUCGUGUGGGAGUACAACAAUAAGGCUAAGGCUGAUAUGUUCGCGCCUGCAGUUGCUUCCGGGUUGAUUUGUGGUGAUGGUAUAUGGAGUUUGCCUAGUGCAAUACUUGCUUUGGCUGGUGUAAAUCCUCCACACUGCAUGAAGUUCGAAUCUAGCAAAUCUAGCUAAGUUGGAAGAAAUCAAGCUAAUGAUAUGAACAUAGACUAUUAGUGUGUGGAUUUAAUUUCCUAGUGACGCAAAAAUUGUAUAUUUGGGUUGCUAUUUUAUCGUUAAUGCAUGAAUCCAGUACAAUUCAACAAUAUCGUCCCUACUUUUUCUUCCCUAUAUUAAUAAAGAUCGAUCAUAGGUGAAUUUUCAUA